GAUUGACCAAUGGACUGUGCUGGAGGACCGGAAGAAGGCUGGUCCUCCACCCAAUCAGAGCUUCCUCAUUGUCUGAAUGCGGAUGUUACAGUUUGAGCUUCUGAAGCUGCUCUUUCCAGCCCGGUUAAAGUGCUUCUGUUCUCUCUGAAUGAAGAUUGAGUGAAACCUCCUCCUCCGGCCAACAUCUAAUGUGAAAUGGAGAGGAUUGGAAAUCUCAAAGAUCUGACACAGUCAAUCAAUUAAUUGAGUCUCGAAACUCAUUGGCGUGGAAUCGAGUGAAAUGUCGAUCAGUUCUGUUUGCUGCCAAAGGUUUUGAACAUCAGACAGAAUGGAAAGGCACCAAGGCAUAUGCAUGAGGGUGAACUGACAGUGGAAAGAGAGUAGAAACAUUUCUUACUGUUCAUAACGGGGAGAGACUGCACAUGUGUUCUACCUCAUGGACAAGGCUCUAACUGGUCAUUCAACCUGAAAGGGCACAUGGAGAACCUCAAUAUGGAGCGGCCAUGGAAAUGUGCAGACUGUGGGAAAGGAUUCAGAUCCCCAUCUAAGCUGGAGAUUCAUUGUCGCAGCCACACUGGGGAGAGACCAUUCACCUGCUCCAUGUGUGGCAAGGGCUUCACUGAUUCAUCCAACCUGCAGAAACAUCAGCGACUUCACACAGGGGAGAGGCCGUUCAACUGCUCCGAGUGUGGAAAGGAAUUCACUUUGCUAUCCAAGCUGCUGACCCACCAGCGAGUUCACACCCGGGAGAAACCUUUCACUUGCUCGGAGUGUGGGAGAGGAUUCACUCAGUCAUCCAACCUGCUGAAACACCAACAGGUCCAUGCUGGGGACAAACCGUUCCCUUGCUCUGAGUGUGGGAAGGCGUUCACGCAGUUAUCUCACCUGCUGACACACCAGAGGGUUCACACUCGGGAGAGACCGUUCAUUUGUUCAGAGUGCAGGAAGGGAUUCACUCAGUCAUCCCACCUGCUGACCCACCAGCGGGUUCACACCAGGGAGAGGCCGUUCACUUGCUCUGUGUGCGGGAAGGGAUUCAGUGACUCAUCCAAUCUGCAGAAACACCAGCGAGUUCACACCGGGGAGAGGCCAUUUGUCUGCUUGGAGUGUGGGAAGGGAUUCACUCAGUUAUCCCACUUGCAGACGCAUCAGCGGGUUCACACCAAACAGAGACCAUUUACCUGCUCUGUGUGUAGGCAGAGGUUCACUGAUUCCUCCAACCUGGAGAUACACCAGCGAGAUCACAAGUAUAGCCUGAUGCUGUUUGAGCUUGGACGGCACCUUUCCAUUGAACUGAUCUGCAAAAGCCAGACAAUACUGGUGAAUGGUCGGGUGAUUGACGGAAGCUCUGGGCCAAUAGAAUCAGGGGACCGGACGUCCACGGACAAUCGCAGGCGGGGCGUGCCUGGCAUGGCGGCACGUGACCACCGCAGCCGGCGUCACCCCGGCGCAGAUUGUAAAUACAGGAGGAUUUGCAAGUCAAGCCAAGGUUCAGGCAAUUCGUCAGGACCCGAUUAUUUGAAUGUGGAACGUGAAAGGAAAAGAUUUAAAGUGGGAGGAUUCAAAGCGCAUUCUCUGAUGGAGCGGCUUGCCUCAUCAGGACCUGAAUGUCAUUGGCCUUUGGAUAUGGAAAGCAGUGAAGAGAAACCAUGGAAAUGUGGAGAUUGUGAGAAGGGCUUUGAUUACCCAUCUAAACUGGAAACACAUCGACGCAGUCACACGGGGGAGAGGCCAUUCACCUGCUCGGAAUGCAGGAAGGGAUUCCGUGAUUCCUCCUCCUUGCAGAAACACCGGCGUGUUCACACCGGAGAGAGGCCAUUCGCCUGCUCCAAAUGUGGGAAGGGAUUCACUCAGCUUGCCCACCUGCUGAAGCAUCAACGUGUUCACACCGAUCAGAGACCUUUUCAAUGCCUGGAAUGUGGGAAGUGCUUCAAACAUUCUGGUGACCUGAUGUCCCACCAACGGGUGCACACUGAUGAGCGGCCAUUCAGGUGCUCCGAGUGUGGGACUGGAUUCAGACAAUCAUCCGAUCUCACUGUACACCAGCGGGUUCACACUGGAGAGAGACCAUUCACCUGCCCUGUGUGUGGGAAAGGAUUCAUGACUUCAUCCGACCUACUGAGACACCAGCGGGUCCACACCGGGGAGAGACCAUUCACCUGCUCCGAAUGUGGGAAGGGGUUCACUCAGUCGUCCAACCUUCAGUCGCACCAGCAAGUUCACACUGAUGAGAAACUGUUCAGGUGCUCUCACUGCGGGUCUGGCUUCACAGGACUGUCUCAACUCCGUGUACACCAGCGAGUGCACACCAGGGAGAGGCCGUUCACCUGCCCUCAGUGUGGGAAAGGAUUCACCCAGUCAUGUAACCUGCUGAGACACCAGCGCGUUCACAACGGGGAGAGACCGUUCACUUGCACAGAGUGUGGGAAAGGAUUCACCCAGUCUUCCCACCUGCUGAUACACCAACGUGUUCACACGGAGGAGAGGCCAUUCAGGUGCUCGCACUGUGCUGCUGGCUUCAGGCGAUCAUCGCAACUCAUCGAACACCAGUAUAUUCACACUGGGGAGAAGCCAUUCACCUGCUCUGUGUGUGGGAAGGGAUUCACUCGGUCAUCCCAUCUGCUGACACACUUGCAAAUUCACAAGCAACUCCCCAUGUUGGAUUUCAUUGUUAAUCCAUUCCGAACUGAACUGUGUUCAUUGGAGACUGUUUCGGCUAAUAAACUGCAACCCAGUCAUUGAGAUCAUCCAGUCAGCUGCUUAACAUCACUUCCUCACUUUCACCAGCCACUGGACAGAAUUACUGCUAAUGUUCCUCCUUGCCUGAACCCUGAACCUUUCUCUCGCUUAGCUCCUCCCUCCAUUUGCCUCGCCUUUCCGUUUUGUCCACGUAGCUUGGGUGAUCAGUUUUGAAGUCUUGAACCAAGGGUGAGAGCAGGGGAGGGACUGAGAAAAUCGUGAAGCAAGCAGUGACCAUGAUUCUUCGACAGUUCAAGAGCAGGGUGGGUGGGCGAGAGCUGAAAGAAUCGUGAGACUUAAUGGUUUGGGGUUAUGAGAGCAGAUUGGGUGGGUUUGUGAAGUCUGGGACUACAAAUGGAGUUCAGAAUUCUGGCACUGGUAAACCUGUGUGUGUUUCGGAGAUGCCUGGUUGUGUGGUAAGGGCUAUCCGCGUGUAUGUCGGUCAUUGUGCAUCUGUGUGGGAGGGUGUGUGUUUGGAAAUUGGGGUCCCCUUUAAAAUAUUUAGAAUUUCUUCUGUAACAUGAGACUUUGAAGAAGUAAUGAAGAGGAUUGAUGAGGGCAGAGCGGUGCACAUGAUCUAUAUGGACUUCAGUAAAGUG
Messenger RNA from Chiloscyllium plagiosum (whitespotted bambooshark), 3338 nucleotides. Lineage: Eukaryota; Metazoa; Chordata; Chondrichthyes; Orectolobiformes; Hemiscylliidae. The record is from RefSeq and is a predicted model, not a curated record.